Molecule: messenger RNA, 4746 nt
Organism: Dicentrarchus labrax (European seabass)
Lineage: Eukaryota; Metazoa; Chordata; Actinopteri; Moronidae
Product: nardilysin
Exons: 31
Coding region: 120-3431 (1103 amino acids)
Biological process (GO): proteolysis
Molecular function (GO): metalloendopeptidase activity; metal ion binding
Source: RefSeq, a predicted model, not a curated record
AUCAGAGGCUUUGUUUUGGCUAACCGCUAUCUGCAGGCUAGGCGGCUGAAACUCCAAACUUCCACCAACAUUAAGCUAGCUGAAACAAAGCCCUGUCCCCUCCAGACGACUCUGUUAAAAUGCCUCAGACCAACAAAUCGGCGAGUGGCAGCAGCGUGCCGGGACAGGUUUCCGCCCCGGACCAGGGUGAGCCGCCGCCACCGCCGCCACAGGACGUCAGGCCCCAGGUGGCUGCCGGAGACGGAGACGGAGGAAUCGCUGCAGAAGACCAGGGCGACCCGGAGAUCAUCAAAUCACCCAGUGACCCGAAGAAAUACAGAUACAUCGAGCUGAGUAACGGCCUGCGAGCGCUCCUCAUCUCCGACUUCAGCGGGGCGGACGGGAAGGCGGAGGGCGAAGACGGAGAGGACAAGGGAGCGUCGGAGGAGCGGGAGGAAGAGCAGCAAGGCGAGGAAGAAGGUGACUCUGGUGAGGGGUCGGAGGAGGACGAGGAGGAAGACGAAGAGGAAGAGCAGGACAGCGACUUCGAUGAGCUGGACGAGGAUAACGCUGGGAAGAAGAAGAGAGGGAGCUCAGAGAAGCAGGCAGCAGCUGCUCUGUGCAUCAGUGUCGGGAGCUUCAGCGAUCCAGACGACCUGCCCGGCCUCGCCCACUUCCUGGAGCACAUGGUGUUCAUGGGCAGUGAGAAAUACCCGGCGGAGAACGGCUUCGACGCCUUCCUGAAGAAACACGGCGGAAGCGACAACGCCUCCACCGACUGCGAGAGGACCAUCUUCCAGUUCGACGUUCAGAGGAAAUAUUUCAGAGAGGCACUCGACAGGUGGGCUCAGUUCUUCAUCUGUCCGCUGAUGAUAGAGGACGCCAUCGACAGGGAGGUGGAGGCUGUGGACAGCGAGUACCAGUUAGCGAGGCCGUCUGACUCACACCGGAAGGAGAUGCUGUUUGGGAGUCUGGCUAAACCAGGACACCCUAUGGGCAAAUUCUGCUGGGGUAACGCUCAGACAUUAAAGCACGAGCCCAGAGAGAAACAGAUCAACACCUACCAGCGGCUCAGACACUUCUGGAGGAGAUAUUACUCCGCUCAUUACAUGACGCUCGCCGUUCAGUCCAAAGAGACUCUGGACACUCUGGAGCAGUGGGUGAGAGAGAUCUUCAUCAAAGUCCCCAACAACGGUGAACCUCGAGUCGACUUCUCCGACCUCCAGCAGCCGUUUGACACACCGGCCUUCAACAAACUCUACAGAGUGGUUCCUGUGAGGAAGGUUCACGCUCUGACCAUCAGCUGGGCCGUACCACCGCAGGGGAAACACUACAGAGUGAAGCCUCUUCAUUACAUCUCCUGGCUGAUUGGACACGAAGGAACCGGCAGCAUCCUGUCUCUGCUCAGGAAGAAGUGCUGGGCUCUGGCUCUGUUCGGAGGAAACAGUGAGACGGGUUUUGACCAGAACACCACCUACUCCAUCUUCUCCAUCUCCAUCACCCUCACUGACCAGGGCUACCAGAACUUCUACGAGGUCGUCCAUUUUGUGUUCCAGUACCUGAAGAUGCUCCAGACUCUGGGUCCCCAGCAGAGGAUCUACGAAGAAAUUCAGAAGAUAGAAGCCAACGAGUUCCACUAUCAGGAGCAGACGGAUCCCAUCGAGUUUGUGGAGAACAUCUGUGAGAACAUGCAGCUGUUUCCCAAAGACGACUUCCUGACCGGAGACCAGCUCAUGUUUGAGUACGACCCGCAGGUGAUCAGUGCUGCUCUGUCCCUGCUGACUCCCGACAGAGCGAACCUGUUGCUGCUGUCACCGGAGAACGAAGGUCACUGUCCCCUCAGAGAAAAAUGGUUCGGUACCUGCUACAGCAUGGAGGACAUCUCAGACGAGUGGGCUCAGCGCUGGACCGGAGACUUCGAACUCAACCCCGAACUCCACCUUCCUGCUGAGAACAAGUUCAUCGCGACGGACUUCGCCCUGAAAACAGCCGACUGUCCGGACUCAGAGUUUCCUGUCAGGGUCGUCAACACGGACCGAGGCUGUCUGUGGUACAAGAAGGACAACAAGUUCAAGAUCCCCAAAGCCUAUAUUCGUUUCAACCUGAUCUCUCCAAUGAUUCAGAAGAGUCCUGAGAAUCUGGUGCUGUUCGACAUCUUCGUGAACAUCUUGGCUCACAACCUGGCAGAGCCGGCCUACGAGGCCGACGUGGCUCAGCUGGAGUACAAGCUGGUUGCCGGAGAACACGGUCUGGUGAUCCGACUCAAAGGCUUCAACCACAAACUGCCGCUGCUGUUGAAGCUGAUCGUGGAUCAUCUGGCAGAGUUCAGCGCCGACCCGGGGGUUUUCACCAUGUUCUCCGAGCAGCUGAAGAAGACCUACUUCAACAUCCUCAUCAAACCGGAGAGGCUCGGCAAGGACGUUCGUCUGUUGAUCCUGGAGCACUGUCGCUGGUCGGUCAUUCAGAAGUAUCAGGCCGUCAUGAAGGGUCUGACAGUCGACGACCUCCUGACCUUCGUCAGCGGGCUGAAGGCGGAGCUGUACACUGAGGGGCUGGUGCAGGGAAACUUCACCAGCACGGAGUCCAAGGAGUUUCUGCAGUACUUCAUUGAUAAGCUGCAGUUCCAGCCUCUGUCAGCAGAGGUCCCUGUGUUGUUCCGGGUGGUGGAGCUGCCUCAGAAACAACAUCUCUGUAAAGUCAAAUCUCUCAACAAAGGGGAUGCCAACUCUGAAGUCACUGUCUACUACCAGUCGGGGCUGAAGAACCUCAGAGAACACGCUCUGAUGGAGCUGAUGGUGAUGCACAUGGAGGAGCCCUGCUUUGACUUCCUCAGGACGAAGGAGACACUGGGGUACCAGGUGUACCCGACCUGCAGGAACACCUCAGGGGUGCUGGGAUUCUCCGUCACUGUGGAAACACAGGCCACCAAGUUCAGCACGGAGUUUGUUGAGGCGAAGAUCGAGGAGUUCCUGGUCAGCUUCGGUGAGCGUUUGUCGAGUCUGAGCGAAGAGUCCUUUAGAACACAGGUGACGGCGCUCAUCAAGCUGAAGGAGUGUGAGGACGCCCACCUGGGAGAGGAAGUGGACCGCAACUGGUUUGAGGUCGUCACACAGCAGUACGUCUUCAAGAGGCUCAACAAGGAGAUCGAGGCCCUGAAGCUCUUCACUCAGGAGGAGCUGGUCUCCUGGUUCCUGGAGCACAGAAACAACAGCAGGAAGCUCAGUGUACAUGUGGUCGGUUACGGUGUGGAGGAGAACGACCCCACGGAGCAGAGCGCCGCGUGCAGCACGGACAGCCCCGACAACCCUCCCUCCUCGGCCUACGGCGAAGUGAGCGAGCUAACCUUCCUGCCGAUUUCCUCGCCGUUGCUCCAGGAUGUCAAACUCAUCUCCGACAUCAGAGCAUUCACCUCCUCCCUGCCCCUCCACCCCUACCACAAAAUCCUCAGCUAGGUCACUGCGAACCCACGGAGACGCGCCCCCCCGCUGUCUAUCUCUCUAAUAAAGUAACCAUGGCAACAGCUAGCAUUGAUGUUUGAUCGAAGAGGACACUGUUAGGACGGACAGAAACUGAGGAACAUUUCGUGUUUUAGUUAUUUCGUUUUAUGUGUGGUUGUAAUAAUGCUGCAUUCACACCCUGUGGGACAAAAGUGUAACUCUGGGCCUGUAUUUAUAAAGCAUCCCAUAAUCCCUCCUAGAAACCAGAAGAGAGUGCUGCAGGAAUGAGUCCUAAAACCCAGAACUGAGUUAGCAUUUCAGCUAACGAGGUCAAUGGGGUUUUAGUUGGAUGCCUGAAAUAAGGUCUGUGGUUAACUCAAGCUUGAGAGUUUUAAAGUUUUGUUCUAUGACAUAAAAUUCGCCAGUAAAUACCUCAUUUAUUCAUUUUGGAGCAUUGAUGUCUAAAUGAGACUACGGAGGUUGUCGGGAGAUUUAUCUACUCUAGUCCACCUUUACCGCCUCGUUGUGUUUAGACUCGCGCUUAAUUAAAACUACAAGCAGCAAUGAACUUGAUAAACGGUAAAAACAAAGCAGAUACGUAACAUAUCAUCAUGACCAUCUUAAGAGUCUUCUGACCACAUUUCAGCUGGAUCUGGUCAACCUACUCGUAGUAAUGCAUGAAAGAAUGAAACCUUACAUUUCCUGUUGCCUGCAGAUAUUCGUCGUAGUGAUAGCGUCCCCCUCACAUCACUACGACGAAUAUUUUGCAGGUAGAUGUGCUCGAGGCUGUUUCUUGGCAAAAGAUUGAAUCUGCAUUUUUUUUUAAAAUGGUCAACUUCCUGUUUGGUUUGGGGAAUGAGUCUUUGAGGCUUUUCUGCUGCUCUGGACAUGAUCUACGUAACGUACGGAUUUUCAUACAUAUCUGUUAAAUGUGGCGCUGUUGAACCAUUUUACCGCGCCCGUGCGAGGCCCAUUUCACAUUUGCCGCGAAUUCAGCGUCAUGUUUCAUUUGAGUCAUGUUUUGGAGCAUGUUGUGACCAAAACCAAAAACAUUGCUGCAAGUCUGCAUCGUGUCGUAGUUCUUCAGGUUUAUGUGGGCAAUCUGAGUGAGGGGCUAAAAUACAAUAAAACAUUUCAAGGAUCAUAGAGAUCUUAAUUCAUUCCCAGGUCGUUUUUUGACUGGAAACUAGUCUCUACAGUCCGAUACACCCGAUCGUGGUUUAGUUAGUUUAUAGCCGUUAACGUUAGCUUUUUACUUAAAAAAAAAAAUCAUAAGUGUUGUUAAUAUGUGGAGAUUAUCUUACUGAAUAAAAUGUGUAAGUAUCAUAAA